Molecule: messenger RNA, 4761 nt
Organism: Tachysurus fulvidraco (yellow catfish)
Lineage: Eukaryota; Metazoa; Chordata; Actinopteri; Siluriformes; Bagridae
Gene: kif5ab
Product: kinesin family member 5A, b
Exons: 27
Coding region: 426-3590 (1054 amino acids)
Biological process (GO): microtubule-based movement
Molecular function (GO): microtubule motor activity; ATP binding; microtubule binding
Source: RefSeq, a predicted model, not a curated record
ACGCCCCCCGCUCUUCUCAAGCUGCGCCGAGUACGCAGCAUCAUACUGCACACCUGCCUUCUCCUUUUGCGCAUGGAGUAGGCAAAAACUCACUGUCAGGACCUUCCGUUAUCUCUAAACAUUUCCGUCAUCUUAUGAUAAACAAAAACAGUUUGGCUCAUAGGUUUUCUGGUCUGCAUUUUCUUUUUCGCUUUGCAUAGAGACGCAUCCUCUGUUUUGGAUACUGCUCAGCUCAAGGGAAGGUGCGAAACUGCGCAUCUGUCAUUCAGCCAACUCAAGCGGUGUAUGAGUGUUUCGACUACUUCAAACCAACAGCGUGAUAAUCUGCUUUAAAUCCAGUAUCUGUGUUCGUUUAUUACACGCCUGUUAACGCAAGGGGACCGUCACAAAAACCAUCGGCUUUAAAACUCUUUCCACAUCACACAAUGACCGAAGCCGGUGCAGAAUGCAACAUCAAGGUGCUGUGCCGUUUUCGUCCAUUGAACCCGAGUGAGAUCUUUCGUGGAGACAAAUUUCUCCCCGUCUUUCAAGGAGAUGACACUGUCAUCGUGGGGGGAAAGUCUUUUGUAUUUGACCGAGUCUUUCCCACCAACACCACACAAGAUCAGAUCUACAACAGCUGUGCCAAACAAAUUGUUAAAGAUGUGCUGGACGGAUACAAUGGUACCAUCUUUGCAUAUGGACAAACAUCCUCUGGCAAAACCCACACUAUGGAGGGAAAGCUCCAUGAACCCGACAACAUGGGCAUUAUUCCAAGGAUCACUGAUGACAUCUUCAACUACAUCUUUGCCAUGGAUGAAAACUUGGAAUUUCACAUCAAGGUUUCUUAUUUUGAAAUCUACAUGGAUAAAAUUAGAGACCUGCUUGAUGUGAGUAAGACAAACCUGUCAGUGCAUGAAGACAAGAACAGGGUCCCAUAUGUCAAGGGUUGUACAGAACGCUUUGUUUCCAGUCCUGAGGAAAUGAUGGAUAUAAUUGAUGAAGGGAAAUCUAACCGCCAUGUAGCUGUUACCAAUAUGAAUGAGCACAGCUCCAGGAGUCAUAGCAUCUUCCUCAUAAAUAUCAAACAAGAGCAUGUGGAGACAGAGCAGAAACUCAGUGGCAAGCUCUACCUGGUGGACUUAGCUGGCAGUGAAAAGGUGAGCAAGACAGGUGCAGAAGGGUCUGUCCUAGAUGAGGCCAAAAAUAUCAACAAAUCUCUUUCUGCACUGGGCAAUGUGAUAUCAGCCCUGGCUGAGGGAACGAAGACCCAUGUGCCUUACAGGGACAGCAAAAUGACCCGAAUUCUCCAGGACUCGUUAGGUGGAAACUGCAGAACCACCAUGUUUAUCUGCUGCUCGCCUUCUUCUUACAAUGAGGCUGAGACCAAAUCUACACUCAUGUUUGGACAACGUGCUAAAACCAUAAGGAACACAGCAUCAGUGAACCUGGAGCUGACAGCAGAGCAGUACAGGAGGAAGUAUGAGAAGGAAAAGGAAAAGAACAAGAUUCUGAAGGAAACCAUCCAGAGACUGGAGGCUGAACUCAAUCGCUGGCAUAAUGGUGAAGCAGUCCCUGAAGUGGUGCAGGACAACAGUGCGUGUGUCGUGGAAUCUGAGCUUUGUGAAGAUGGUGCUUUAGAUGAGAGCAGCGGUGGCCCAUCCUCAGUUCACCUCACAGUUACAGAGGGGGAUUUAUGCAAACUUUACAAGCAGCUGGAUGACAAAGAUGAUGAGAUUAACUUGCAAAGUCAACUGGUGGAAAAACUGAAGAAGCAAAUGCUGGAUCAGGAGGAGUUUUUGGCAUCGUCACGUGCAGACAAUGAGCGGAUCCAGUGUGAGCUGAGCCACCUUCAUGUUGAGAGUGAGAGUGCUAAAGCAGAAGUUAAGGAAGUUUUGCAGGCUCUGGAAGAAUUGGCUCUAAGCUAUGACCAGAAGAGUCAUGAGGCAGAAGACAAGAGUAUGGAGAAUAAGUUGCUCACCCAAGAGCUUGCCCAGAAAAUGACAGAUUUGAUGUGCUUGGAGACUGAAUUCUCGCAGCUGCAGGAUGUGAAUAGCCAACAGAGGAAACGCAUCACUGAGGUUCUAAAUAACCUGCUGAAGGACCUGAGUGACUUCAGCAUCAUCUUGGGCAGUGGAGAAAUCAGACUGCCACAUGAUCUCUCUGGUGUGUUAGAGGGGGAGUAUGCCGUGGUGUGCGUUUACAUUAGUAAGGUAAAAUCAGAGCUGAAAUCCCUAGUAAACCGCUGUAGGCAACUAGAAAACUUUCAGACAGACAGCCAACGCAAAAUGGAGGAGACUGGGAGAGAAUUGUCAUCUUGCCAACUGCUCAUAUCACAGGUGAGAAGACAUAAAUGCGCACACACACUAACAAUGUUAAAAACUGCCUGUACUGUUCACUGUGUUUUUGGCAUACAUGUGCAGCAUGAGGCAAAGAUUCGCUCCCUGACUGAGUACAUGCAGAAUAUGGAGCUGAAAAAGAGGCAGCUGGAGGAGAACUGUGACUGUCUUGUGACUGAGAUUGCAAGAUUACAGAAUGCAGAAAGCCUUCAAGAGAACCAGCAAGACAAUGAGGAAUCUGGGGAGCCUAAGGUCAACACAAAAUAUCUGCAUAGAGGCAAUCAUCUUGAAUCACAGCACAAACAACUUGUACGCCUACGUGAUGACAUCAACAACAAGCAGAAGAUAGUUGACGAACUCACAGAUGAAAAUCAGAGGCUGGUUGUGGAAUUACAACAAUUGCAUGCUGAGUUUGCAACCCUGAAAAGUCGGGAGUGUGAAAAGAGUGCCCGGCUUGAAGAGCUCCAAUAUCUCAAUGAGCGCCAUGAGCAGGCUAAGCAGGACAUGAAAAGGCUGGAAGAAACUGUUGCUUGUGAACUCCAGAGCUUGCACAAUCUGAGGAAGCUUUUUGUUCAAGACCUCACAGCUCGAGUUAAACGAAGCUCUGAAAUGGAACUUGAUGACAGUGGAGGGUUUUCCACACAAAAGCAAAAGAUUUCUUUUCUUGAGAACAACUUGGAACAGCUUACAAAAGUACACAAACAGCUGGUACGUGAUAAUGCAGAUCUGCGCUGUGAACUUCCUAAACUGGAGAAGCGUCUUUGCUCUACAGCUGAUCGAGUUCGCGCAUUGGAGGGUGCAUUGAAAGAAGCCAAAGAGGGAGCCAUGAAGGACCGGCACCGUUACCAGCAAGAAGUUGAACGCAUUAGAGAGGUCAUGCGAACCAAGAACUUCUUCCAACGCCCUAACACUGCAUUGAUUGCCAAGCCUGUUCGGCCAGGAAACUACCCUGCAUACUCACAAAUCAAUCACAUGUUCAUGCGCACCAGUGAUCCAAGAAUUGCAUUUAGCAAUGUAUUGUUUCAGAGAGCCAGUCAACCCAACAAAAAGACUAAAUCAAACUAUACAGACAAAGUUCCCGAGGACAGGCAGCACACAGCAAAUGAAUCGCUAGACUGCACUCACAAGCUCAACACUGUCAAUGGGAAUACCACAGACAUCAAUGACAACAGUGACUGUUCAAUGUGUAGCAGUGAUGCGCACUGCAGCAUUUCUCCUGACCAGAUCAAACAGCAGCAAGAAGUUAUCCAACAAGAGCAAGCAACCAGCUAAAAUCACCUAGAAGUUGUACCGACUGAGGUACACAAAACACACCAGAAGCACAGAUAUUACAGAUAUAUUUGAAAUAACACUCUUAGUAGCAUUCAGUAACACUGAAUCUUGUUCUGACAUUUAGAUGUGUUAUAAUGUAUUGCUAUGAGACCAUUAAGAAUGUGAAUGCUUGUCUCUGACAUAGAUAACAUGUUGUAAGUCCCUUUCUGUAUACAGUAUGUGCAUGUUGCCUGCAAAAGGUUCUUCACAGAAAAGACCACUGCAUUUCUAUAUUUUGUAUCCGUAAUGUAUAGCUUUUAAAGUUGACCAGCAGAUGGCGCUGUCUUGUGUUUUGCAGCUCAGAAUUUGAUCUAUGUACUGUAAAAUACACACAUACUGUACGAGUAUCUUGUGAGGAUAAUAAAUCGAAUGCAUUACGCUGUGAGAUGGCAAUGUAAUCAAACGUCAGUUGUGUAUUAUGUACGAUGAAGUUACGUAUAUUGAGAUAAAAAGUCAUAAACAUAGGCACCAUAGAUCAUGUGGAUCAGGCUGUAGUUGCUUAACUAUCAGCAGAUUUACAUACAGAUUUACUGAUUGAACAGACAUUACCCAGUAUGGGCCUUAUGUUAUUAUUUUUGUGGCUCUCUCCUAAUCGGCCAGUUAGGAUGAGAAAAUUAGGAAGGUUAGAAAUACUAACUGUACAUUCUGAUAAUAAUGAUGGAAUUAAAUGCUAAGCUCAGAAAUAACAUAUGUUUGUUACGUUACUCUAAGCUCUGGAAAGUCUAUUCCUUAUCUUUUAUCUAAACCCAUUUUGAUUCGGAAAGAGGGAAUUUGAGUGCUUUUUCACCUAAACCUGUAUUUUGACAGAGAUUAAUUGAGGUGUUAGCCUUUACAAGAUUUUCAGGAGCUGGUAAUAUUGUUUAGGCCUAGGGUGUGCAUGCAUAUAAAUUACACAUAUUUUGCUAACUUAAUAAUAUACGUACAUAAUACGCAAUAGUUGGGCAAACCUGCCUAAAUUUGUAAACAAACAUAAAUCAUAUGAAUUUAGGCCAUCUGUUUGCGGUUAUUAUUUUUGUCUUGGCUUUUUAUGUUUUCUUCUUUGACUAAAAUGCACAGCAUGCAUCUGUAGCAGAUAAGAUGGCACUACUCAGGAAAAUGUGUCAAUAAAAAAAUACAUUAUGUGCUAUGCUUU